AUGGACCAUGCACGGAUUCUCAAUUUUCUAAACUCUUUAUAGAAUCAGGAGAGUACUUAAUAGAGUGAUCAUACUCAAUCCUCGUAGGAAUCAUUGAAGAGCUUAUAUGAGAAGAUCACAAAGGAGUAUUCAUUGCAAAGAGCUCGAGUAAGAAAUGAUGAAAUUAAACAUCUUAGACUCUGAGCAGAGAAGAAAGGUUGGCGAAUCAUCUGACAUCCAAUUCUCUCUCCUACGGGGAAAUUGUAAGUAAUAUGCUUUAACUCUAAAGGAAUUUAAAUCCUUAUCCAUGGUCUUUCAAUAUGUAUCGCCAAAGAAAGGGGGAGUCUUCUAUGAUUUGGGUAGUGGCAUUGGUAAAGGAGUGAUAGCUGCAUCAUUAAUGCAUCAAUUCGAUAUUUGUAAGGGCAUUGAAUGUCUGCAUUCUUUGCAUGAGCAGGCCUGCAAUUUGAAGGAGGAAGUAGAGAAGCAGAAAUGUCUUAUAGAAUAGGAGAUGGAAUAGAUUGGCGUCUAUGAUUAUUAAUUGCCCAAAAUUGAGUUCAUCAAUGGAGAUGUCAGAGAAGUAUUGUUUCAUAUACGAAAUCAAGUUAGAUUGGACUGAUGGCACCUUCUUAUUUGCUUCAACUACUUGUUUCGAUCCGGAUCUGAUGAAGCAGCUGAGCAAAAAGGCUGCAGAUUUGAAGGAGGGAUCCUACUUCAUUACUGUUACUAAAACACUCGAUCCUUAGACUGGCUGGGAUCUUGUUAAAUCUAUUAAAGUGCAAUUGUCAUGGGGGUUGGCUACUAUUCACAUUUAACAAAAGAAAAUGAUUUAGGUUUAACAAUAAUAAAUAUAAUUAUGAAAUAAUCUCAUUCUAAAAAGAAUCUAACAAGCAGUCUUUAUAUUGCCAACAAUCAACACACUGAAUUAAUCGAUUAUCUCAAACAAGAAAAUAAACAAUUAACUGAGUAAUUGAAUGAAUUGAAGGGCUUGCUCUAAUUAAAUAAGAAGGCAUUGAGAAUCAUGACACCUCAAAAUAACGAUGAAUAAAAUAAAGCUUUAUUGAUGGUUAUGAAAAAUUUGUAAGAAGAAAAUGCCAAAUUGCAUAAUCAAAUUGACAAACUCAUUGAGGAAAGGAAUCAAGCAUAAAAUUAAGUAUUAAUAAAUUAAUAAAUCACUGAAGAAGCUUAACGACAUGAAAAAGAAUUAAUCUUAUCAUUAUAGAAUAAAAUCUAAACUUUAUAAAAUAAUCUCAAUAAAUCUGAAUAACAAUUAAGCAAAAUGGAAUAACUCAAACCUGAAUACGAUGAAAUUUCAGGCAUUGUCAUUAAAUACAAAGAAAUUUGUGAACCUGAUAAAAUUGCUAUCAAAUUUCACAAUCAAAUUGAAAUGCUCACAUCUCAACUAAUUCAACAGAUCAAAAAGAACAAACUCAUCGAAACUGAAAAACAAAAACUAUAAGGAUUUAAUUUAGUAUUACAUUCUCACUAUUCAUCUAGAAACUUAUGAGCAACCUAGUUCAAAUGAAGAACACAGCUAUGACAUAUCACGGCAAUAAACUCAUCAUUUAACAGUAACAAACUCAAUAAGGCCCUGAACAAUUGAUUAAAUGUAACCAAAAAUGUAUACAGUAGUCUAAAACAAUUUGCUAAAUGUUAUGAACAAGGAAGAAAACGAAAAUUCAUCUUAAAAUGACAACAAUUCAUCCGUUGGCAGUUCACCAUUGAUGUCCCCAUUACCAUUAAAACAAGAGAAUUAGGUCGUCAAACAAAUGAAGGAAAUCCCGAAGUUAGAUCUCACAAAGGCAAAAUAAAUAUAAGAGAUCAAUGCUAAGAGACAGAUUUAAUAGAUGCAGGAUAUUAAAAAGUAAAUCGACCCUAAUGUAGUUGAAAAAAUUAAUAAGUAUGAGAGAAUGAUAGAGGAGCUAAGAAAGAAUUAUCAAAGAGAGAUGUUGCUAAAUAAGACUCUCGAAACAGCAAAUAAUGAAUUACAAAGGAAUUGUGAAGAUUUAGAAGUAUGUCAUUCAUAUUAAUUUAGAGUUAAAAAUAAAUACUCAUAAAUUCAAAUUUAAGACAUCAAGAGAAAUUACAGAAAAUCAAUAAACAAUAUUAUUUUCUCCAAUAAUUCUACAUCAAUAAUAAAGAUCAAAUUACUACCACUCAAAGUCAUAAUCGAAGAUUUUCUCAAAGUCCAACUGAAUUAUCUUAGGAUAUGAUUCUAGAUACUUCUUUCAUUGAUGCCAAUGGAGCCAUAAUUUCGAAUGAAAUACAAGAACAAAAAUUUGUAUAACAAUAAAUGCUGCAACAACAACAAUAACAACAACAAAUUUAGUAAUUCUAAUAAUAAAAUUUCUAUUCCUAUUAUGUCCCUAAUAACCUGGAAGAUUCGAAAAAGUUCUUAUUGAGUUUGGCUGAACUAAUUUAUUGUGGUUUGCAAGAAAGGAUAGAAUAAUUGCAACAACAGGAAAGCAAUUGCCAAGUAAAUAACGAACAGAGAUUCAGAUCUGUAAGUGAUAUAAACGAUUAUCAACGCACAGGACUUUAAAAAUAUAAUUAUUUUUAGCAAUUAUGA
This is a messenger RNA of Paramecium octaurelia, 2545 nucleotides long. The record is from the annotation of a GenBank genome assembly. NCBI's taxonomy places the organism in Eukaryota, Ciliophora, Oligohymenophorea, Peniculida, Parameciidae.